Messenger RNA from Ophidiomyces ophidiicola, 738 nucleotides. RefSeq lists its product as uncharacterized. The record is from RefSeq and is a predicted model, not a curated record. The transcript is spliced from 2 exons. Lineage: Eukaryota; Fungi; Ascomycota; Eurotiomycetes; Onygenales; Onygenaceae. Bases 1 to 738 code for a protein of 245 amino acids.
AUGGCAGUCACUUUGGAGCAGUUUCGUAUUCAAUCACUGCCCAAGAAUAUUUACUAUAUCCCCGAAUUUAUCUCUCCAGAGGAAGAAGAACGCCUGCUGAGCAAGGUCACAUCUGUGCCAUUGCCUCGCUGGACUCACCUGUCUCGACGCCGUCUCCAGACAUGGCCAUCCGCACUUACAAAAUCGAACAUAUUACUAGAGUCACCACUUCCAGACUGGCUUGUCUCUCCAGUAGUAACUCGAUUUACAGAGUUGAACAUAUUUGCCUGCUCGCCUCACCAGGCCCCAAAUCAUGUCCUCAUCAAUGAAUACCAGCCUGGCCAGGGCAUCAUGCCUCAUGAAGAUGGCGCGGCAUACUACCCCAUCGUGGCUACAGUGAGCAUAUCUGCGUCCAUUGUUUUGGACAUAUAUGAGAAGAGGCGCGACGAUGAGCAAUCUAUAGAAUUGGCAAGCGAUAUCAUGACCAGCCAGACACCACGGUAUAGGAUCUUGCAGGAGCCGCGUAGCUUGCUGAUAACAACGGGGGACUUGUACACCGAAUAUAUGCAUGGUAUCGCUGAGAGAACAACCGAUAAUGAUCUUGACUCAGGUGAAAUAAGCAAUUGGGAGCAACUUGGAGAUAAAACUCAAUUCCAAGCAGGGAGCUAUAACAGACAAACAAGGGUCAGUCUGACAUAUCGAGAUGUUCUUCGAGUGUCAAAACUUGGGAAUACAAUAAAAUUUCUCAACAAGAGAUGA